AGCUAUAAUAAUUAAUAACCGGUCAUAGAAUGGAACCACCUUGUUUUUCCCGACCUAGGUAGCGCUUUUUUGAAGUCGGAGAAGAAACGUUGAUGCUGUUGCGUAACCCUGCGUUGACAGCGUCGCUGCUAUCAGCCACCACAAAGAAGCUCUACAACCACCGUUAUUCUACACCUGCUGCAUUCAUGGCGUCUUCAGGUGUCGCGUGCAGUUUGCUGGUUUUGUGUGGCAAAUCACUGGCAGAGAAUGAAACUGCUAAAGCUAUAAAGACCAAUAACACACUGAAGCUCCCUGAGGAUGAAAAACUCUCACUCGUUUUGCAUUCGGAGAUGGAUAAAUCAGUUAUGCAAGGGUUUUUCCAAGUUCAUUCCUAUAUGGAUUCUCUUUCCACCAAUCAAUUUGGCAGGCUUCUCGUUUGGUCUCCAGACUUAACUUCAACACACGAUGUCGUUUCGCACAACUUUUGUGAGCUCCCCAUUGGUACAGUUUGCAUUGCUGAUGUUCAGACCAAGGGACGAGGUCGGUCGAAGAAUGUCUGGGAGUCUCCAUUAGGUUGCCUCAUGUUUUCUUUUACUAUGCAAAUGGAGGAUGGACGAGUCGUUCCUUUGGUUCAGUAUGUGGUUUCCCUUGCUAUGACAGAGGCAAUCAAGGAUAUCUGUGACAAAAAUGGGUUACCCAGCAUAGAUGUUAAAAUCAAGUGGCCAAAUGAUCUUUACUUAAAUGGCUCUAAAGUUGGAGGCAUUCUUUGUACCUCAACAUAUAAAUCAAAGAAGUUCAAUGUAAGUGCAGGAAUAGGCUUGAAUGUCAAUAAUAAGAAGCCAACGACAUCCUUAAAUACAAUUCUAAAAGGGUUCUAUUCAGGAGCUUACCAAUUUCAAAGAGAAGAAGUUCUAGCAGCCUUUUUUAACAAAUUUGAGAUAUUUUAUGAUUUAUUUCUGAAUCAAGGAUUUCAAACCCUAGAGGAGCUAUAUAUCAAGACAUGGUUGCACAGUGGACAGAGAGUUGUUGUACAGGAAAAGAAUGAGGACAAAGUGAUCGAACAUGUGGUAACUAUUCAGGGUUUGACAUCCUCGGGAUAUUUGUUGGCUGUCGGUGAUGACCAUCAAAUGUGUGAGCUCCACCCUGAUGGUAAUAGCUUUGACUUUUUCAAAGGACUGGUCAGGAGGAAACUCGAGUGAACAAAGAUUCCUUGACACAUUUCACAAGAGGCAACACUCUUGCACACUUUGUAUAUAUUACGAAGGUUUUGGCUUCAGAGUUAAGAAUUUUCCAAUAAAUAUAAGGUUUUGGCUUCAGAGCUAAGAACUUACCAAUAAAUGUCAUAUUUGUAUAAUAUAUUUUGUCAUUAGAAUUUCAGGGCUUUUGUAUUCCAUUUGUGAAUUUCCGUCAAACUUGUAAUGCCCUUUCCUUGUCCGGUCAAACAAGAUCUUCUAUACAUCAUAGCACGUAAAAAAACAUCAUGCAGUUGCAACCAAAAUAAUUACGGAUUUUUUUUUCUCUUGAUAGGACCUAGUUCAUGAUUGCUUUAGUCAAUCAUUUGUAAGGAGUAUUGUGGUCCUUCUUAGCCAGCUAUGAAAUGAUUUGAAAAGAAAAAUAACAGAAACAACAAACGUUUCUAUGAUUCAUAGUUGUGCUCAA
Molecule: messenger RNA, 1638 nt
Organism: Glycine soja
Lineage: Eukaryota; Viridiplantae; Streptophyta; Magnoliopsida; Fabales; Fabaceae
Product: biotin--protein ligase 2-like
Exons: 10
Coding region: 93-1178 (361 amino acids)
Biological process (GO): protein modification process
Cellular component (GO): cytoplasm
Molecular function (GO): biotin--[biotin carboxyl-carrier protein] ligase activity
Source: RefSeq, a predicted model, not a curated record